Phaethon lepturus (White-tailed tropicbird) is the source of this 583-nucleotide messenger RNA. RefSeq names its product allograft inflammatory factor 1-like (gene AIF1L). Lineage: Eukaryota; Metazoa; Chordata; Aves; Phaethontiformes; Phaethontidae. Gene Ontology annotation, molecular function: calcium ion binding; actin filament binding. The record is from RefSeq and is a predicted model, not a curated record. Gene Ontology annotation, cellular component: actin filament; ruffle membrane. The coding region runs from base 72 to 356 and encodes 94 amino acids. Gene Ontology annotation, biological process: actin filament bundle assembly; ruffle assembly. The transcript is spliced from 4 exons.
UUCUGUGUGACCCAAAGUUCAGUGAUGAAGAAGAUCUGGAGGAGAAGUUGGCAGUGUUCAAAGAGAAGUACAUGGAGUUUGACCUGAACAACCAAGGCGAGAUUGAUUUAAUGUCUGUCAAAAGGAUGAUGGAGAAGAUGGGGGCUCCAAAGACCCACCUGGAACUGAAAAAGAUGAUCUCUGAGGUGACUGGAGGGGUCAGCGAGACCAUCUCGUACCAGGACUUCGUCAACGUGAUGCUUGGGAAACGCUCCGCUGUGCUUAAACUGGUCAUGAUGUUUGAAGGAAAAGCCAAUGAAAGCAACCCAAAACCUUCUGGUCCGCCUCCAGAGAGAGACAUAGCCAGCCUUCCUUGAAGAGGACAGGCUGAAAAAUUGGCACUGUUAGCUUUGCUGGUCUGUUACAGAGGUUACCUGUGCUUUUUUACUGUGGACAGUCCUAGUUUUCAACUAACCUGCCUUAGAGGAACAGCAAGGGAAGCUGGAGACCCCCACCUCAUGUCUUACUGCUGCAUCCCUUAGCCAACUUGAUUUGUUAGACAGAAGCUGUAGCACCAAGCGUAAUGUGAGACCAAAAAAAAAAA